GCAUUCGCACCUUGGUCACACUGUUGGCUGCAUUUUCUUUAACAUCGUGAAAAAAUCGGCGCGCCAUUUCUGUCCACCUUUUGCGUCUGGCUCGCUCUGUUUUUGCAAACUAAGCAAAUUCGUGAUUGUUUAUUUGUAUUUGACAGAGCCCGGCCCUCCCCCAUUACCUGGAAAGGCUCCGCCGCCCCCAUAUUGACCAACGUGGUGAAAUCGAAGCAUUGCUCAUUGCGAUAGCUUGCACUUUGAAGGACAAAGGGGAUUUACCAAGUAUAUGUGAGAUAUCUGACAAUCGGCACUGAGCAACAUGUUUGGCGGCUCUAAACCCGGCUUCGGAGCCACCCCGUCGGCCACAAGCUUUGGAGGCUUCAGCGGCACCACUGCGGCCGCUCCGUUUGGCCAGUCUGCGUUUGGUAAACCGGCGGCUCCGGCCUUCGGGAACACCUCCACUUUUGCCGCACAACCAACGCAGCAGUCGCUCUUUGGAGCAGCAGCCACGCCAGCGCAGCCAGCUGGGGGAUUAUUCGGCGCCAACACAUCCACUGGAUUCGGGAGCACCGCAACAGCGCAGCCCACGGCAUUUGGAGCCUUCUCGCAACCGCAGCAAACUUCAAACAUUUUUGGAUCUACCCAGACGGCUGCUAGCACCUCGCUGUUUGGCCAAUCAACGUUGCCCGCCUUUGGAGCAGCCAAACCGACAAUGACGGCCUUUGGACAGACAGCUGCUGCCCAGCCAACUGGCUCUUUGUUUGGCCAGCCCGCUGCCGCUACUAGCACAACAGGAUUCGGAUCCUUUGGAAACACUGCGCCCACCACUACCAGUGUGUUUGGGAGCGGCACCGCAUCGGCUUUUGCCCAACCGCAGGCCACAGCUGUGGGUGCGGCUGGAGUCAAUACGGGCACCGCCGUAGUCAAGUAUCAACCCACACUCGGAACCGAUACCCUUAUGAAGAGUGGUCAGCCCAAUAGUGUGAGCACCAAGCAGCACUGCAUCACGGCCAUGAAAGAGUAUGAGGGCAAGUCGCUGGAGGAGCUACGCCUUGAAGACUAUGUGUGCGGGCGCAAGGGUCCGCAGGCGGGCAGUGCUCCGGGGGCCUUUGGAUUCGGAGCUCAGGUGGCCCAGCCCGCUCAACCGGCAGCCAGUGGAUUGUUUGGCAGCACGACGCAGCCGAGUACGGGGCUUUUCGGUCAGACGGUGACCGAUAACAAGAGCAUGUUUGGCAGCACUGCCUUUGGGCAGCAGCCGACGGCUAACAGCGCCUUCGGAGCACCUGCCCAGCAAAACAACUUUAUGCAAAAGCCUUUUGGAGCAACAACCGCCACGCCAUUCGCUGCCCCGCCAGCGGAUGCAUCCAAUCCAUUCGGCGCGAAGCCAGCCUUCGGACAGGGAGGAAGCCUGUUCGGACAGGCUCCUGCGACCAGUGCCGCUCCUGCCUUCGGGCAGACCAACACUGGAUUCGGAGGUUUUGGAUCCACAGCGGGCACUACCUCGCAGAAUACUCUAUUUGGAGCCGCACCAGCCGCCGAUCCAAAUAAGUCGGCCUUUGGACUGGGUACUGCUGCACCGGCAGCCACGCCUGGAUUCGGAUUUGGAUCUCCGGCCACAAGCACCGCAGGCGGAGGACUCUUCGGAAGCAAGCCCGCUACGAGCUUUGCUGCUCCUGCUUUCGGAGCCACCUCUACGGCUAGCACCCCAUUCUCAGGCUUUGGUAUGAAUACCAGCACAGCAACCACGGGCGGAGGACUCUUCAACUCGGGAAUGAACAAGCCAGCAACUUCGGGAUUCGGUGGGUUUGGAGCCACCACUGCAGCACCCCUUAAUUUCAACGCAGGCAACACGGCCGGAUCGCUUUUCGGAAGUGCGCAAAAGCCAGGAGGAAGUCUUUUUGGAGGAGGAACCACUACUUUGGGUGGCACGGGAGCUGCCCCAACCGGAGGACUUUUUGGAGGCAAUACCGGUUUUGGAGGAGUCGGCAGCUCUUUAGGCGGUGGAUUUGGAAAUGUGGGGACAAAUAAUUCGUUAACCGGAGGACUAAUGGGCGCCCAGCCCACUAUGGGUAUUAUGACAUCCUCGCACCAGCCCAUACAUCAGCAGAUUCUGGCCAGAGUUACUUCACCUUAUGGCGACUCUCCCAUUUUCAAGGAUCUGAGGCACAGCGACGAGACAGGUGCAACCAGGGCUACAAAUCCGGCUGCUCAGCAGGCCGUUUUGGACAUGAGCAGCAACCAGUAUAAGAUUGCCACCAAGAACAGUCCGGCGCAAGUGAAGGUGAAGGCCCUGGGCAGCACUCUGAAUAGAAAAUCCCUUUUCGAUGGCCUCGAAGAAUUCGAUGCGACUGUAGAGGGUUUUAAUCUAAAGCCCAAUGCCAAGCGUUUGGUUAUCAAGCCCAAAGCAAAGAACGUGGAGAGCGGAAACCCAUCUAACUCGAUCGGCAGUGGUCCUAGCACACCCCAGUCUCGCCCCAAAGUGGCAACUCCGAGCAAAGAACGCGAAUCUUUCAGCGGAGCCAUUCCUAGUGAGCCACUGCCACCAGCAGGAAACUCCCCUGGAGCGCCAAAUGGUCGGGAUAGCCGCGACAGUCAGGAUAUUAGUCGUCGGGAGUCAUGGCUGCAUCCAAACAACCUGGAGAAGGUCCGCCAGCAUAACAUUCAGACUGGAAUGGACCAGGGAUCGCCCCACAACAGCACCCUCAACGAGCUGGUGCCGCGCAAGGCGCUGGAUACAUACCGACCGUCAUCCACCGUUCGCCUCUCGGUAUCUACCAUCCCAGAAAACCCGUUCGAGGAUCAGGCUAGUACCAUUGCCCGACGUGAGACUUUCACCUCGGAGCAGGCCAACGAAAGUGUGCUCUCGAGCAGGUCUCAUGAGGCGGAAGACACGGCCAACCGCUCCCGCCUGGCCAUUGAGGCGGCCGCUGCUGAGGCGGCAGACUACGAGGCUCAUCCCACAGGCAUUGUGUUGCGUCGCAUGGGUUAUUAUACAAUUCCAUCGUUGGACGACCUGCGAUCUUAUCUUGCCGAAGACGGAUCCUGUGUGGUUCCAAACUUCACUGUGGGUCGAGAGGGCUACGGCAAUGUUUUCUUCGGUAAAGAGAUGGAUGUAGCUGGUUUGAACCUGGAUGAGAUCGUUCACUUUCGCAACAAGGAGAUCAUCAUUUAUCCCGACGACGACAAUAAGCCGUCCAUCGGUCAUGGCCUGAACCGAGACGCGCAGGUCACUUUGGACCAGGUGUGGCCUCUGGACAAGACUAAGCACGAGGCCAUCAAGGAGCCGCAACGCCUGCUCGAAAUGGACUGGGAGGGCAAACUGCGUCGGGUGUGUGACAAGAACGAUACGCGCUUUAUUGAGUACCGCCCGGAAACAGGCAGCUGGGUCUUCCGCGUCAAGCACUUCUCCAAAUACGGACUCGGCGACAGUGACGAGGAGGACGAGGUGCCCACCGACCCCAAGAAAGCAAAAAUGGCUGCUCUUGAAGCUCAGCAGCGGGCAACCGCUGAAAAGAUGACACUUAACUCGCUUCGCCAGGCGCAGAAGAUUUCAGAGGAGGCCGCCCGUAACCUGGAUCCUAAGGCCUUGGUCGCUGGAGUGGCCAGCGGAUUCCGGCCAAUGGAUGACACCGCCGAGUUCCUGUUAAUGGACAAAACGCAAUUUUUCCAAGCCGGAGCUAACUCGGAUUUCUCCAUGUUUGAUGUGCCGCGCAAUCGGCCAUCUAUCACCAGCCCCACGGCUGCCCUGGCCCAGGAUAUGGUUGGUAAUGAGCCGCAUAAAAUGCAGCUGAUGAAGUCGUCCUUUUUUGUGGAGGACAAUGCCAGCGAGGAUGAGCCCAUGGAACCGACUGGACGGCUUCUUCGCCAUCGUAAUUUCUUCAAUGUGGAGUCCAAUACUUGGAAAGAUGGAGCCUCCGAGAGUUCCAGUCAAUACGAUUUUGGACACCCAUCGCCUGCACUGCCAGUCUCAUCCUCUGUCUCUGAAGCCAGCCUGUUGUGCGAUGCAAACUACGACGGGACCUCGUCGAUGGCCACUGGCAGCAUCGUGGCACCUGUAAAGGAUAAAAAGACGGAGUCGGCUGUCGUUAAAGCUUUCAAGUUUGUGUGCAAACCGAAAGUCGCUCCGGUUAAGGUCCACGCUACCACGGUGCCCUUGCCCCGAUCCAUUGCUCAUGAAACGCGUCAUAAGUGGAUCGCCGAUCUCGGAUUUUACAAGGGACGCAGCUUCAAGCUGAGCUUUGGCCCGCAAAACUCCUUGGUGUUACCCAACACAUACAACAACAUGCGCAACCUCAAAGAAUUUACUGGACCAUUCCUGCCUGCCUCUAUGGUUUUUGUGCCACGUUUGUCCAGCGAUAUGUCACCCAAUGUAAUGCAAUUGGUGCAGUUUAACAUGGUCAAAGGAAACGAGGGCGUUUGCGAGAGCAUCGUUCCCCAUUUACAGGUUCAGCUGAGCGACUGCCUCUCCGUGGAGGUGGAGGGCAGUGAGUGCCCAUGGAUACAUCCCGACAGUGGAACAAAACUGGUUUCAAAGCACUUUUCCGAGUCGCUGAAGCAGAGGAACGCUGGCUUGAAAGAGGAGUAUGCCGUGUCCGUGUGGUCGCUUUUGUUCGCACUUUGGGGCGAUCACGAUGAGCUAGUGGACCUGGAAAAGAACUCUCACUACAUGGUCAUGUGCCGGCGCAAUCUUUUAUCCGAGUGGCUUGAGAACACGCUGAUGGGUAAGGAUCUGCUCUCGAAGAAGGUAAGCAGUCACACCUAUUUGGAUCACAUGUUGGAGUUGCUGAGCUGCCACCGGGUAAAUGAGGCUUGUGAGUUGGCUAUUAACUAUGACGACGCCAACUUGGCUCUCGUGCUAGCCCAACUGAGUUCAGGAGCUGUCUUCCGGUUGCUGAUGGAAGAGCAGCUUUAUGCUUGGCAGCAGAGCAAGUCGGACAAGUACAUCGACUUGGAGCGCCUUAAGAUGUACAUGCUUGCCGCCGGAGUGCCCAUGAUGCAGUCUUCCCAGGGGGCCAUAAAUUUGCUGGAGGACAACAACUGGCUGACUGUGCUGGCCAUGCAACUGUGGUACUUUACAGCCCCAACCUCUACCAUUACGGAUGCCCUUAUUGCUUAUAACAAGGCUUUCCAAGCGGAGGAGUGCUAUGCAGAGCCACCGAAGCCCAUCUAUAAGGACGCACCCACUGAAACUAAGAAACCCGUGUACGACCUCCGCUACCACUUACUCCAGCUUUACUCGAAGCGAACGCACUCCCUAGAAGAGACGCUCAAUCCGAUAACACACACUGCCGAUCCAAUGGACUUCCGCCUAAGUUGGUUGCUAUUACAAACUUUGCGAGCUCUUGGCUAUCGGCACUGUUCGCCUUUGACGGAGGCGCGUCUCUCGGUUGAUUUCGCUAGCCAGCUGGAGAACGAAGGACUAUGGCAUUGGAGCAUCUUUGUGCUGCUGCACAUCAAACGGCGGCCACAAAGGGAACGAGCAGUUCAGCAGUUGCUGCAGCGGAACGUGAGUGUAUCCGCAAAGGUGCCACUGAAUGCGGAAGAGCGCUUUGUCGUCGAGGAGUUGGGUAUUCCGAUGUCAUGGGUGGACUAUGCGAAGGCAGUCAAGGCCGGUGCCUCAGGAAAGCGGCACCUUCAAGCUAAAUACUUGUUAAAAGCUAAACAUUUCGGACCGGCGCACGAGAUUAUAUUCCAAUAUAUUGCACCCGAUGCCAUCAUAAACGGAAAAAUGGAUUAUCUCCACAGUCUGCUUAUCCAGUUCGAGGACACCGAGGGCAGCAGCAUCCGAGUGCCCAACUGGGCCAAUCAGGGCCAGAUUUUCCUGGACUUUAUCGACAUUAGUGCCAAAUUCAAGCAGAUCCGUAAUGUGACCAACAUUGCGGAUAUCAAUGCCCGCUGGGAGAACUUGAAGCCGCAACUGAGCGAACUCUGCUCGCGCAUAAGCCUGCUUCCGUGUCCCACCUCCAAGCACCGGCUCUGCCAGAGCGAGAUCUCGCAGAGUCUCAGCUGUCUGGUGCACGGCAUGUGCAUUGUCUGCCCCGAGAUGGAGCCAUCAUCUGUGCUGAAAGUGGCGCUGGAGCGUCUUCCACUGCCGCAGGAGUUUUCCUCGAAGGAGCUGCGCAUUUUGUUGGAGGAACUGCUGGACAAGAUCGAGAACGAGCCACCAUUUAGCGAGCAGCAGCAACAGGUCACCAUGAUGGAGACAUAGGAGCAGAAAAUACAAAAAGCUUGAAGAUACAAUGUCUAGUUUAGGUUCGAAUUAACUUAGGUAUAAUCAAUUGAUUAGCAUCUCCCUCGCACACGAAAGAAAGCCAGCUGUAGGAUAGGUUCGAAAACGGCAUUAUGUAUUAAUGAUUGCUAUAUAGUUUAGAAAUGUUUCGUCAUAAAAAACCAUACCAGAAGAAUAAUAGAUUUUUGUUGAUUUAUUUUUUUUGAUUCCAGUUUGAUCGCUCUCGGUCGAAUUUCAUAAAUUUAGUAUUAAAAUAAAUAAAUAAACUCUGUUUUUAACAACGAUAAA
Molecule: messenger RNA, 6502 nt
Organism: Drosophila rhopaloa
Lineage: Eukaryota; Metazoa; Arthropoda; Insecta; Diptera; Drosophilidae
Gene: Nup98-96
Product: nuclear pore complex protein Nup98-Nup96
Exons: 9
Coding region: 305-6193 (1962 amino acids)
Biological process (GO): RNA export from nucleus; post-transcriptional tethering of RNA polymerase II gene DNA at nuclear periphery; protein import into nucleus
Cellular component (GO): nuclear pore; nuclear pore cytoplasmic filaments
Molecular function (GO): structural constituent of nuclear pore
Source: RefSeq, a predicted model, not a curated record